Molecule: messenger RNA, 6531 nt
Organism: Mycena citricolor
Lineage: Eukaryota; Fungi; Basidiomycota; Agaricomycetes; Agaricales; Mycenaceae
Source: the annotation of a GenBank genome assembly
CACGAGUCCGUUCUCCCUUUUCCUUCAACACGAACUAUGGCUGAACCAGGGAAGAAGCCGGAUCUUUCUGGUUACAACUAUGGGGCCAUUUCGUCUUUGGUCUUGACGGCCGACCGUUCUGCUCUUCCGCGUCGAGACAGGGAACCCGAUGGCGCGCCUACUUCACUCGCUGGCCGAAUAGACCCCAGCGAAAUGGGUUCUCGUGCGCUUCGCGAGGCCCCCAAAGACCUCGACAAGAAAAAGAAGAAGGCCGCCGACCGACAGGACCCUGACAAGCAGGCUACGCGACGGAAGGCAGAGGCGUCGGGAUUCUCGUACACGGAUAUCAUCGAGGCGACGCAGGAUGUCGAAGGGCUCAACUACCGUCCCAGAACAACAGAGACACGCGAGGUCUAUGAACUUAUCCUCUCUGCCGUUCACUCGACUAUUGGGGACCAAGCCCAGGACAUCGUUCGCAGCGCGACCGACAUCGUGUUGGAGGUUUUGAAAAACGAGAACAUGAAGGACUUCGACAAGAAGAAGGAGAUCGAGGAUGUGACCGGCACCCUCGGGAACGAGCAAUUCUCUCAGCUUGUCAGCUUGGCCAAAAAAAUCACCGACUACGGGGCUGAAGACGAGACCAAGUUGGAUCCAGACAUGGAGCAAAAGGACGCGCAGAUUGACGAGGACCUGGGUGUCGCUGUUGUCUUCGACGAAGAUGAGCAGGAGGACGAGGACGAGGAUCAGUUUGAAAUCAGGGACGAGUCGGAUGAUGAAGAGAGGGAGCCGGAAGAUGCACCCCCUGAGGAUGCUGAGGACGGAGACGAGCUCGUAAUUGGAGGCGAACGCUCUCAGGCCAAAGAAACCAAGGCUGACAAGGAUAUUGUGAAGCCUCAUGCCAUCGACGCCUUUUGGGUCCAGCGGCAAAUAUCUGAAAUCUACCCUGACCCUGUCACCGCUGCCGACAAGUCCGCCUCCGUCAUCUCAAUCCUUGGGUCUGAAUCGAGUCUUCGUGAUUGCGAAAAUCAACUCAUGGAGCUGUUCGAGUACCAAUCUUUCCACGUGACCACCAAGUUCCUCAAAAACCGCGACGUUAUCGUCUGGUGCACGAAACUUAUUCGAAGUGAUGCAGACGAACGCGUCAACGUUGAGGUGGCCAUGAGAGAGAAGGGUGUUGGUUGGAUAUUGCGGGAGCUAGCGGGGGAUCGGACGUCAACGAAGACCCGAGCCUUGGACGCAAUGGAUGUCGACGACGAGAAACGUGCCGUUCCCAAGACGGCGACGUUGGCGCCUGGUUCCACUCUCCAGCCGAAGCGUACUGUCGAUUUGGAAAGUAUGGCUUUCAGUCAAGGCGGCCAUCUCAUGUCGAACAAAAAGUGCAAGCUUCCGGAGGGCUCGUUCAAACGUGCUCGGAAAGGUUACGAAGAGAUUCACGUGCCUGCACCCAAGAAGAAGACGAUCCCUGACACCGACUUGGUCGCCAUCGCCGAUCUUCCUGAAUGGGCUCGCCCGGCUUUCACGGUGAACAAGUUGAACCCUGUGCAGAGCAAGUUGUAUCCGAUCGCCUUUGGCACCGACGAGCCAGUUCUCCUUUGUGCUCCAACUGGAGCUGGCAAGACUAACGUUGCGAUGCUGACUGUCCUGAAUGAACUGGGAAAACAUCGCGACGCAGAAACUGGCGCUUUCGAUCUCGACUCGUUCAAGAUUGUCUACAUCGCACCGAUGAAAGCGCUCGUGCAAGAAAUGGUCGGCAACUUCACUGCCCGUCUCCAAGUCUUCGGGAUUAAAGUCGGCGAGCUGACGGGUGACUCUCAAAUGACGAAGCAGCAAAUUGCUGAGACCCAGAUUAUCGUCACCACGCCAGAGAAGUGGGACGUGAUCACUCGCAAGAGCACGGACACCAGCUACACCAACCUCGUGCGUCUGAUCAUCAUCGACGAGAUCCACCUGCUGCAUGACGAGCGUGGGCCUGUUCUGGAGAGUGUCAUUGCUCGGACAAUACGGCGGAUGGAGCAGACCAACGAGUACGUGCGCCUUGUGGGACUUUCUGCGACGCUUCCCAACUACCAGGAUGUGGCAACGUUCCUGCGUGUCGACGAGAGCAAGGGCCUGUUCUAUUUCGACUCGGCGUACCGGCCCUGCGGUCUGCAACAGCAAUUCAUCGGCAUCACGGAGAAAAAGGCCAUUAAACGCUACCAGGUGACGAACGAGGUCUGCUACGAGAAAGUACUAGAUCAGGCUGGCAAGAACCAGACGCUCGUCUUUGUCCAUUCUCGUAAGGAGACGGCGAAGACGGCGAAAUUCCUUCGUGACAUGGCUAUUGAGAAGGAGACCAUCACUCAAUUCGUCAAGCCAGAUGGCGCCGUGCGCGAGAUCCUGACUGAAGAAGCGAACAAUGUCAAGGACGCCAAUCUUCGUGAUCUCCUGCCCUUUGGUUUCGGCAUCCAUCAUGCCGGAAUGUCGCGAGAAGAUCGUGGACUGGUGGAAGAGUUGUUUGCGGACGGCUCCCUGCAGGUGCUGGUCUGCACGGCCACUCUUGCCUGGGGAGUGAAUCUACCCGCGCACACGGUGAUCAUCAAAGGCACGCAGAUCUACAACCCGGAGAAGGGGCGCUGGGUGGAGUUGUCUUCGCAGGAUGUUCUGCAGAUGCUUGGACGUGCUGGUCGACCGCAGUAUGACACCUUCGGCGAGGGCAUCAUCAUCACCAACCACUCGGAGCUCCAGUAUUACCUCAGUCUACUGAACCAGCAGCUUCCGAUCGAGUCUCAGUUCGUGUCGAAACUUGCCGACAAUCUGAAUGCGGAGAUCGUGCUGGGAACGAUUCGGAACCGAGAUGAAGCUGUUCAGUGGCUGGGCUACACCUAUCUGUACGUGCGCAUGCUCAAGUCGCCAGCACUGUAUGGGGUUGGUGUUGAUUACCAGGAGGACGACAACGGCCUGGUGCAGAAACGUGCCGACAUUGUCCACUCCGCUGCUGUCUUACUCGAGAAGACCCAACUGCUCAAAUAUGAGCGGGCGUCUGGUCGCUUCCAGAGCACGGAGCUGGGCAGGAUUGCGUCCCAUUACUACGUGACGUACAACUCGAUGAUGGUCUACAACCAGCAUCUGCGGCCAACCAUGUCCACUCUCGAGUUGUUCAGAGUCUUCGCAUUGUCGAACGAAUUCAAGCUCCUCCCUGUUCGUCAAGAGGAGAAGCUUGAACUUGCCAAGCUGCUCGACCGUGUCCCCAUUCCUGUCAAGGAGAGUGUGGAAGAACCCGCGGCCAAGAUCAAUGUCUUGCUGCAGGCAUACAUCUCUCAGCUCAAGCUGGAUGGCUUCGUCCUUGUGGCCGACAUGGUCUUCAUUCAGCAGUCGGCAGGACGGAUUCUUCGUGCCAUGUUCGAGAUUUGCCUUAAACGUGGAUGGGCCGUGCCGGCCAAAGCCGCACUCGACUUGUGCAAGAUGGUCGAGAAACGGAUGUGGGGCUCGAUGACACCCUUGCGACAAUUUAAAGGAAUUCAGGCUGAUAUUGUCCGCAAGGCAGAGGGCAAGCAAUUCCCUUGGUAUCGCUACUUUGAUCUGUCGCCUCCUGAAAUUGGGGAACUGAUCGGAAUCCCGAACGCUGGUCGACUGGUGCAUCGUUUGGUCCACAGCUUCCCCAAGCUACAACUUCAAGCUCAGGUCCAACCAAUCACACGUUCACUGCUGCGCAUCGAUCUAUCCAUCAUGCCCGAUUUCCGUUGGGACGACAAGAUCCACGGCGGUUCUGAGACAUUCCUCGUCUUGAUCGAAGACGUGGACGGUGAAAUCAUUCUGUUCCACGACACAUUCGUGCUGCGAAAGCGCUAUGCCGAAGACGAGCACCAUGUCACGUUCACUGUGCCGAUGUUCGAACCCAUUCCUCCCAACUACUACCUCUCAGUCAUCUCGGACCGGUGGCUCCAUUCUUACACUCGCAUUGCCAUGUCAUUCAAGCAUCUCAUUCUGCCUGAGAAGUUCCCUCCGCCGACACCGCUGUUGGACUUGCAGUCGCUGCCGCUCUCGGCGCUGCACAACAAGGAGUUCGAAUCCAUCUACAGUGACUCGAUCCAAUCGUUCAACAAGAUCCAGACACAGGUGUUCCAGGCCUUGUACACCUCGGACGAGAACGUGUUCAUCGGUGCCCCGACCGGCAGCGGCAAGACCAUCUGCGCUGAAUUUGCGCUGCUGAGGUUGUGGAGUAACCGGGAGCAGCCACGAGCGGUCUGCAUCGAGCCCUACCAAGAGAUGGUCGAUCAGCGUGUGCAAGAAUGGCGCGCCAAGUUUGGCACUCUGCAAGGCGGCAAGGAGAUUGUCAGUCUCACGGGCGAGACAAGUGCAGACUUACGGCUGUUGGAGAAGGGUGAUGUGAUUGUCUGCACGCCUACUCAAUGGGAUGUGAUCUCCCGACGAUGGCGCCAGCGCAAAAAUGUCCAGAACAUCGGGCUUUUGAUCGCGGACGAGAUCCAGCUUGUCGGAGGUGAGGUCGGCCCAACAUACGAGGUGGUUGUUUCCCGCACUCGGUACGUGUCGGCGCAGACAGAAAAGAAGACGCGGAUUGUUGCAUGUGGUGUGUCACUUGCCAAUGCGCGAGAUCUGGGCGAAUGGAUUGGCGCACCGUCCCAUGCGAUCUUCAAUUUCUCUCCCAGCGCACGGCCGCUGGACAUGGACAUCCAUCUCCAAUCUUUCACCAUUCCCCACUUCCCAUCUCUCAUGAUUGCGAUGUCAAAACCUGCGUACCUCGCCAUCGUCGAGCACUCGCCGUUCAAGCCUGUGAUUGUCUUCGUUCCCUCUCGUCGACAGUGCCGAUUGACAGUAGACGAUCUGCUCAUCCACUGCGCGGCGGACGACAAGCCUGAUCGAUUCCUCAACGUGGACGACGUCGAGGUGAUCGCGCCCCAUCUCGCCAACAUCAGCGAUCAGGACCUGGUCGAGUGCCUGAAACACGGCAUCGGCUUCUACCACGAAGCGCUAAGCAAGCAAGACAAGCGCAUCGUGCAGCGGCUGUUCGAGUCGGGUGCCGUCCAGGUCUUGGUCGCAUCGCGGGACACGGCUUGGAGUCUUCCGGUGGCGAGCUACAUGGUCAUCAUCAUGGGUGUGCAGUCGUACGAGGGCAGGGAGCACCGAUACGUCGACUACCCAGUGAUGGACGUGCUUCAGAUGAUGGGCCGGGCGUGUCGGCCGAGGGAGGACGACCGCAGUCGGUGCGUGUUGAUGUGCCAGCAGACUCGGAAGGAGUUCUACAAAAAGUUCCUUGCGGAGGGUCUGCCCAUCGAGUCGCAUCUGUCGACGCAUUAUCUGCACGACUAUUUCCUGGCUGAGAUUGCGGUCAAGACCAUCGAAAACAAGCAGGACGCGAUGGACAUUCUGACUUGGACGUAUUUCUACCGUCGCAUGACCCAAAAUCCGAACUACUACAACUUGCACAAUGUCUCUCACCAGCACCUUUCGGAUCACCUUUCCGAGCUGGUCGAAAGCACGCUCACGGACCUCGUCAACGCCAAGUCGAUUUCGAUUGAGGACGAGAUGGAUGUGUCUGCCCUCAACUUGGGCAUGAUCGCUGCUUACUACAACAUCUCCUACGUGACGGUCGAGAUCUACACUCUGUCGCUCAAGGAUAACACGAAGCUCAAGGGCAUCCUGGACGUGGUCGCCUCGUCCACCGAAUUCGAGUCGAUACCGAUCCGCCGUCACGAAGAGGCGCUCCUCCGUCGUAUCUACGAUCGGGUCCCGGUCAAGCUCGCGCAGACGGACUUUGAAGCACCCCAAUUCAAGACGUUCCUGCUCCUGCAGGCGCACUUUUCCCGGUUGCACCUCCCGCCAGAUCUGGCGGCGGACCAGGCCAUGGUGCUCGAGAAGGUGCUGAACCUGCUCUCUGCAUGUGUGGAUGUGAUGUCCUCGAAUGCCUGGCUCAAUGCACUCGGCGCGAUGGAUCUGUCGCAGAUGUGCGUGCAGGCCGUGUGGGAGUCCGACUCGCCUCUGAAGCAGAUUCCGCACUUUGAGCCUGAUGUCCUCGCGCGCUUCAAAGAAGCUGGGAUUGAGUCUGUGUAUGACGUGAUGGAGAUGGAAGACGACGACCGCACGAAACUGCUGCAGAUGACACCGGCACAGACUAAAGACGUGGCCGUCUUCGUCAACUCAUAUCCCACGCUCGAGGUCUCGCAUGAGCUCGUCAAGGGCGAGUACACCGCGGGUGCACCCAUCAUUCUGCAAGUAGCUCUGCAGCGAGAUGUCGACGAGGACGACGCGGAUGACGGCGCUGGCGCGGUGAUCGCGCCGUUCUACCCGUCGCAGAAGAUGGCGAACUGGUGGGUCGUGGUCGGCGACUCUGCGUCGAGGAAGCUGCUGGCCAUCAAGCGCGUGACGGUGACCAAGAGCCUGUCCGUCAAGCUCGAGAUCACGUUGCCGAAGGGGACGCACUUGCUCAAGCUGUAUGUCAUCUGCGACUCGUACAUCGGUGCAGACCACGAUAUCUCGCUGGAACCGAUUUCCGUCGCGGAGGGCGAAGACAGCGACAGCGACGAGGAUGACAGCGACGAUGCGAUGGAGGAGUAG